This is a messenger RNA of Perognathus longimembris pacificus (Pacific pocket mouse), 3147 nucleotides long. It is a transcript of the gene Ccpg1, whose product is annotated as cell cycle progression 1. The coding region runs from base 144 to 2570 and encodes 808 amino acids. The record is from RefSeq and is a predicted model, not a curated record. Lineage: Eukaryota; Metazoa; Chordata; Mammalia; Rodentia; Heteromyidae. Gene Ontology annotation, cellular component: membrane. The transcript has 9 exons.
CGCUUCCCGGCUGCGGACGCCUGCGAGCGAGCAGGUUGUUGUUUUUAUGAGAGGCGUCACUGGCACCUGGAGUCGUGACCGCCGGCGUCGUGACAGCCCGGCUCCGUCUGGUGGUUGUGGCGCUGCCCGGCCAGACCUGAAAAAUGUCUGAAAAUUCCAGUGACAGUGAUUCAUCUUGUGGCUGGACGGUCAUCAAUCAUGAGGGGUCUGAUGUAGAGAUGAUGAAUUCUGUCUCAGGCAGUGACAGCUGUGAGCUUAUCCCAGAAUGUUCAUCUCUAGAGCAAGAAGAAGUACAAGUACUGCAGAUAGAGCAGGGAGGAAGCAGCCAAAGCCAAGAUGGCACACUGUUACUGGGAGAAACUGCUUUUCCAGUUUUGGAAGAAACCACUCCAGCAAUCGAGGUAGAGGAAACAAAGUCAUCUGAACACAAUGUCUAUUUUGGAACUGCCAGUGAUGACUCCGAUAUUGUUACCCUUGAGCCACCUAAGUUAGAAGAAAUUGAAAGUCAAGAGGUUCUGAUUGUUGAGGAGGCACACAAUUCUGACGACUUUAACAUGGGCUCCUCCUUGAGCAGCCAGUAUGCGUUCUGCCAGCCAGAAACUGUAUUUUCAUCUCAGCCUAAUGAUGACGAAUCAAGUAGUGAUGAAACCAGCCAUCAGCCCAGUCCUACCUACCGCCGCCGCCGUGGGAGGAAGAAGACAGUUUCUACUUCAGAAUCUGAGGAACGGCUGCUUGCUGAGCAAGAACAUGAACCUUCUAAGGAGUUGAGUAAACGCCAGUUCAGUAGUGGUCUCAAUAAGUGUGUUAUACUUGCUUUGGUCAUUGCUAUCAGCAUGGGAUUUGGACAUUUCUAUGGCACAAUUCAGAUUCAAAAGCGUCAACAGUUAGUCAGAAAUAUCCAUGAAGAUGAAUUGAGUGAUAUGAAGGAUUAUCUUUUUCAAUGUCAACAAGAACAGGAGUCCCUUACAGAUUCUAAGUCAUCGAAAGAAAAUCUUGCCAGUUGUUGGACCCUUACUGAAGCUGAAAAGAUUUCCUUUGAAACUCAGAAAAAUAACCUUGCUACGGAAAAUCAGUAUCUAAGACUAACUCUGGAGAAGGAUGAAAAAGCCAUAUCUUUAUUACAGGAAGAAUUAAGGAAACUAAGGGAACAGAUAAGAAUAUUGGAAGAUAAAGGGACCAAUCUUGAAUUACAUUCAGAAAAUCAGAAACUUAAGCAGCAUUUGGAAGAGGAAAAGCAGAAAACACACACCUUCCUUAGUCAGAGGGACACUCUGUCAGCCGAAGCAAGGAUGCUGAGGACGGAGCUGGAGCGAGAGCGGCUUGCAGCAGUGGCUUUGAGGCUGGAACUCCAGCAGAUAAACACCCAGCCCCAGGACAACUCUGAAUCUCCCAAUUCGCUGGAUGAGAAAAGGGAAAUUGUGCUCUUGCAGCAGAGGCUCACUGAGAUGGAGCAGAAGUUAGUCUUUGAGCAGCAACGCUCUGAUCUAUGGGAAAGACUGUACGUGGAGGCAAAAGAUCAAAAUGGGAAGGAAGAAACAGAUGGCAAAAAGAAAGGUAGCAGAGGAAGCCACAGGGCUAAGAGCAAGUCAAAGGAAACACUCUUAGGAACAGUUAAGGAGACAUUUGAUGCCAUGAAGAAUUCUACCAAGGAGUUUGUAAGACAUCAUAAAGAAAAAAUUAAGCAGGCAAAGGAAGCUGUCAAGGAAAAUCUGAAAAAAUUCUCAGAUUCAGUUAAAUCCACUUUCCGACAUUUUAAAGAUACUACGAAAAACAUCUUUGAUGAAAAGGGCAACAAAAGAUUUGGCACUACAAAGGAAACAACAGCUGAGAAACCAAGGACAGUUUUUAGUGACUAUUUGUAUCCACAAUUUAGGUCAAACAAACCAAACCAGGACUGCAGAGGCCCUACUAUGCAACAUGACAGAAGGAAAGAGAAGCCAGUGCCCUUUGAAGAAUACGGAAGAGAUGCAAACCCACCAAAGGGCAGUGCUGAGCACAACUGUAGGGAAAAGCAUCAUUCUUCCAGGAAAAUGUGUUCUAAUAUAUUUGAAGGUGCUCGGCAGGAAUCCAAGAGAAGCCCCUUUAAUAUAGUGACUCCUGUAAGGAUAGCUGAAUUUAGACAAAUAAUGGAAAGGUUCUUGUUAAAAGAACUGAGAGCUUUUCAUCACUGGAAAGAACUUGAUCAGUUCAUCAGUAAGUUUUUCCUCAAUGGUCUGUUUCGACAUGAUCAGAAGCCCUUCCUGGACUUUGUUAAUGAUGUUCAAGAUUAUCUUAGCAACAUGAAGGAGUAUCAAGUAGAUAAUGAUGGCGUGUUUGAGAAGUUGGAUGAAUACAUAUACAGACACUUUGCUCACUCUUUCCCCCCUCCACUUGGACCCAGUCGACCUGAUAAAAAGCAACGUAUGGUAAAUAUUGAAAACUCCAGGCAUGGAAAACAGGAGCAGAAGCACCUACAGCCACAGCCUUAUAAAAGGGAAGGUAAAUGGCCUAAGUACGGGCGUCCUCACGGAAGACACAUGGCAAACCUUGAAAUAGAAUUGGGGCACUUACCUUUUGAUCCUAAAUACUGAUUCCGUGGUUAAUAUUAAUUAGAAAACUUGAGACAUAUGGAUGCUUCCCACAGUUGUUUGGUGUUGAAACUUAACAUGAAAUUAUCAGUGCAUUUUUUUUCCCCUUCCAUUUUCAAAAGAUCAGUUUGAUGGCUUCAUUAUUACUACUCAAAAGCAUCAAUCAGAAGCUUACUAAACCUGCAUUUUCCUGUAACUUAGCUUUGUUGAAAUUUGGGGGGAGGGUACUGGAAAAAAUGUAGUUUUAUUAAGGAAGUCAGGCAUGCAACAGAUUUUGUGCAUGAAGUAAGACUUCCUUUCAGUCUUCUGAGCUUAACGAGCAAGCCCAAUCCCCACAUGACAAAAGUGUAAUUAACACUGUGUUUGAUUUGCAGUAGAGCUUGAAAAAAGUAUGCUGUGCUGGGACUUCAUCUCUAACAUUUUAUACUCUUACAUUUCUUGUCUUUUUGUGGGUUCAAGAGCCCGUUGACUUGUGAAGAGUAUGCUGCCCUCUUAAGAGCUUGCUGACUUGUUCUCUUGUGAAAUUUCUUGCACAUCUGAAUAUUGUGGAAGAAACAAUAAAACUACACCAUGAGGAAAA